GCUAGCUAUCUAAUCAAUAGAUAAGGAGGCAGGUGAUAAUUUAUUUAUCGACUAUCACAUGUACAAUAAACAAUUGGACAAAGAAGCGAAUAAGUGUGCACUAGUUUCACAUUAUUUAGUUAAUCCAUAAAUACUUGAAAAUGUCAUACGGCCCUCCAUACGGUGGUCCCGGAGGUCCUCCAUACGGUGGUCCUCCAUUCGGUGGACCUGGGGGCCCUCCAUAUGCUGGUUACCCCCCUCUUCCCGGGGUCGUCUAUCCUCCCACGAUGGUGAUGCCAAUGCCGGUAUACCCUCCGCCGCCACAUGGUUACCCUCCAACACAUAGCUACCCACCAGCGUACCCACACCCUCAGCCCCAGCCACCGCCGGACGAUCCAGUAAACGUCAUUGAAAACGAUCCGCCAAAGUCAUUCGGUGAUUCAGAUGUUGACUGGGUUCCUACGUCUUCGCAGGCAGCAGAGUCACUAUCCAGCCGUGUAUUCGUGACGGGUAGAGAAGGAUGGGAUAGCAGUCCCCUAUGGACUAUAAGAGCCCAUCACAAUGGGAAUUUGAUCCCUGGAAAGUUAGCGAUAAAGCAUAAAGUUGCUUAUAUCCCUUAUGCAGGAAAGGAAGUACGCGUACAUAACUUUGAGGUUUUAUGUACAAAUCCGAAUAAGGUUAGAUGGAUUCCAUCUAGCAAUGGUUCAGUCGCCCCAGGUGCUAUACCUGCUGGCAAUACAGAAAAUGCCGAGCCAUUGUACAUUGGACGAGUUAGGCACAGGGGAUCUCUAACUCCUGGAAAGGUUCACCCCAGUCACAACUGCUGUUAUAUAUCAUUUGAUGGAUCCGAAGUAUCAUACAAAAACUAUGAAGUUUUGUGUAGUGUAGGGCCACCUCAAGGCAUUGCCCGCGCUGUACCACUAUAAAUGAUAUUAUUACUUUCGGCCAGUUACGUGGUCAAAUGUUUCUUGGUGGGGGAAAUUUGGGGGAUGUACUUUAGUGUUGUCUUUUGUUAACAUAGCUUUUACACAUUGUAAGAAAACACCUCUUUACCGGAUUGAAGCUAUGUAUUAUUAUAAACUUAUAAUUAUUUUACAUAAUUUUAAAUUUUCCGACGUUUCGCGUGCUUUACAGCGUGCGUGGUCUUGGUGACUGAAGACAAAAGGUGUUGAAUGUCAAAAGUAUCACAGCUGUAGAGAAAGUGCGCAUGUACUUUAGCUAAGCCAACAACAUUAUUUACCACUACUGAGUGAACUUUAAACUAUACAGUGCAUUAAGAAUAGGAUUUUUUGUCUUCACAAUAUUGAAGUAAGUCUUCAAAGUCCGCUUUUUUAUCUGAGUUUGAUGUACAUUAAAAUAUAACCAUGAUAUAGAAGUAGGUGCUCUCUGCGUGGUUGGUUUGUGUAAAUAUUUUUAGCGCUUUUACCACUAUUUGAUAAGAAUGAGUCCUCCUGAUAACUUUUGUUGUUAUGAAGGCUUUUAUAAUAAAAUUUAUAUACAUUUUA
This is a messenger RNA of Pieris brassicae (large cabbage white), 1484 nucleotides long. RefSeq names its product annexin A11-like (gene FaMeT7). Bases 141 to 905 code for a protein of 254 amino acids. The transcript is spliced from 5 exons. NCBI's taxonomy places the organism in Eukaryota, Metazoa, Arthropoda, Insecta, Lepidoptera, Pieridae. The record is from RefSeq and is a predicted model, not a curated record.